CGGGUGGAGGCUGUGUGGCUGAGGUACGGAGGGGAGGAGCCCGAGUCCUCGCCACUGCCGCUGCCGCUGCCGCCGCCGCCGCCGCCGCCUCCGCCGGUGAGGAGCAUGUCUGCAACUCGAGCCAAGAAAGUGAAGAUGGCCACCAAAUCAUGCCCGGAGUGCGACCAACAGGUUCCUGUUGCGUGUAAAUCAUGUCCCUGUGGCUAUAUAUUUAUUAGCAGAAAACUUUUAAAUGCCAGGCACUCAGAGAAAUUACCACCUUCUCCAGAAAACAAGCAUGAGGCCAAGAGGAGGCGAACAGAGAGAGUUAGGAGAGAGAAGAUAAAUUCUACAGUAAAUAAAGAUUUAGAAAACAGAAAGAGGUCUCGAAGUAACAGCCAUUCAGAUCAUAUCAGACGAGGAAGAGGAAGACCUAAAAGUGCAUCUGCCAAAAAACAUGAGGAAGAAAGAGAAAAACAGGAAAAGGAAAUUGACAUCUAUGCUAACCUCUCUGAUGAAAAGGCUUUCGUGUUUUCAGUCGCCUUGGCAGAAAUAAAUAGAAAAAUUAUCAAUCAAAGACUUAUUCUCUGAUAUUUGUCUGCAAAAUUUGUUGAAAACAUUCUUCAGGAUUACAUCAACAAAUUCUCAAACCAUUAUGGACUCUCUGGAGCAUUCUGGCAGCAUCAAUAAGGGCCACUGAUUAUUUUUUCUUCUAUCAUCUAGCAUGUGCCACACUUUGGAUACAAAGCUGUAGGUUUGGACUAUUAUUAUUGGCUUCCUUUCUUUCUUUCUUUUAACCAAGGAGUAUUGUUACUGUUUGGUGUUGGGAUAAGUAAGGGUAUUUACAAAGAAUAACAAUGCUGAAUGGGUAUUAAGCAGAUAAAAAACGUAGGGGUAGAGGUGGAAGUAUGAGAACUAGAGAUGAAAAUGCUUAAUAGUUUUCAGAUUUGCUACCAGAGAUGCAAUGUUUUAAAUACUGUCAGAAAGAGUGACUUUUGAAUAUGUAUAUUGCAGGUUUUCAGCACUAACAGAUUAUAUACAAUUCAUUUACUUUUAAUAAAUUGGCAAUUGAUCAUUGAAGGGAGGAAUUAAUAAUAUAAAGAGUAAAAUUUGUCUUCAGCUGAUUUUUUUGAGGGGAAUUUUUUUAUGACUUAAGGUAGAAUUAUAUUUUAGGAGAUUCUUUCUAGACAUUUUGGAAGUUUGGGUGCUAUAUGAAGAAAAACAUUGAAAGAUAUAUCAUACUUCAGAUUUAAACACCUUGUUUUCUUGAAUGUAAUUUAUUUAUUGGUUAAAAAAAAAAGCUUUUCUGCUUUUAAGAUGGUGCCUGUUAAGCUAAACAUAAAAUAUAUUUAUUACAUGCAAGUAUUUCUUAGCCACUUUUAAGCAGUAAUAUUUUAUCUGAGUGGAUGUCUAUUUAUACAUCCUGAUAAUUUAAACUGUUAUUUAACCUCACUCUGGAAGAAAAAUAAACCUUAAUAUUGAAAUAAGUAGGUUAAAUAGUGUGACAUAUAGCUUUCUGCCCUUUAUUUAAAUUGGUAGCCAACAGAGGGAGUUAAGAAGUACACUGUUAUGAUUUUAGAAUUUUCUUAAGAACUUAUUUCCUCAUAAUAACUACCAGAAGGUACUACUAAAUUUGUUUUGUGUGCAUUAAACUCCUAAUUAUAAAGUUUU
Perognathus longimembris pacificus (Pacific pocket mouse) is the source of this 1650-nucleotide messenger RNA. RefSeq names its product chromosome 10 C16orf87 homolog (gene Hdip1). The coding region runs from base 106 to 570 and encodes 154 amino acids. The transcript has 4 exons. Lineage: Eukaryota; Metazoa; Chordata; Mammalia; Rodentia; Heteromyidae. The record is from RefSeq and is a predicted model, not a curated record.